CCUCCAAUUUCCUUAUAUAUAUAUAUAUAUAAACAAUAUAUAUAAUUGGGAAAGUUUCUCAACACUCUGUACUCUGGUCACAUUCUUCUCUAAUCAACACUACAGCAAUCAUGUUGACACCCACGAUGGCGACGGCCACCUCCGCCAUUUUUGUUCUGCUUUCAGUGCCUUGGAGUUUGAGACAACACUGUUAUUGCCGUGAAAGAUAAUGGAUGAAAAUGGGGGAAGAAAAUUAGGUGAUCUUGGAAGUCAUUUGAUUUCAGAGUCGUUGAAGAUAAGAUUGAAUGGAGAUCAGAAAUGGGAGGAAGUGAUUAGAGAGAUAAAGAAGCAGAUGGGAUUGGCUGGUCCUCUGGUUUUGGUGAGUUUUCUGCAGUAUAGUUUGCAGCUGAUAUCUAUUAUGUUCAUUGGCCAUCUUGGAGAACUUCAACUCUCUGGUGCUUCAAUGGCUCUCUCUUUUGCUGGAGUCACUGGCUUUAGUCUCUUGAUGGGAAUGGGCAGUGCAUUAGAAACGUUAUGUGGACAAUCGUAUGGAGGGAAACAAUAUGAAAUGCUUGGGAUUCAUAUGCAAAGAGCUAUUGUUGUUCUGUCACUUAUCUGUAUUCCCAUAGCUGUUUUAUGGGCUUCCAUUGAACAAAUCUUGACCUUUCUUAAACAAGAUCCUCUAAUCUCAGAACAAGCUGGGAUUUAUGGGAAAUGGCUAAUUCCUAGCAUUAUCCCUUAUGGUCUUCUUCAAUGCCAACUUAGAUUUUUACAAACCCAACAUUUAACUUCUCCAUUGUUGAUUUCCUCUGCUGCUUCAAGUUUCAUUCAUCUUUUGGUUUGUUGGGUUUUGGUUUUUGAAUUUGGGUUUGGGAUUAAAGGAGCUGCUUUCUCUACUGCCAUUACUUAUUGGGUUAAUGUCAUCAUUUUGGGUUUGUAUAUUAAGUUUUCUCCUCAUUGUCAAAAGACUUGGACUGGAUUUUCCAUUCAUGGGAUCAACAAUUUGUUUGCUUUCUUGGCUUUGGGUGUUCCUUCUUCUCUCAUGAUUUGCUUGGAGUACUGGUCGUACGAGUUUUUAGUUUUCAUGUCAGGGCUUCUUCCCAAUCCUGAGUUGGAAACAUCGAUGAUAUCAAUCAGCAUGACCAUCAGUGCAUUGAUCUUUAGAAUUGCGUAUGGUUUCGGGAGUGCUGUCAGCACAAGAGUAUCAAAUGAGUUAGGGGCAGGGAAGGCUAUGGCAGCUAAAUUAGCAGUGAAAGUAGUGAUGGUUUUGGGUUUAGUACAAGGAAUUGCUUUAGGAGUUUUGUUGAUUUCACUUGGAAACAAAUGGGGUUUUGUCUUCACAAACGAACCACAACUUAUUCAAUAUUUGAGUUCAAUAAUGCCAAUCCUCGCCAUUUCCAACUUCAUAGACGCCAUCCAAGGCACCCUUUCAGGGACCGCAAGAGGAUGUGGAUGGCAGAAGACUGCGGCAUGGGUGAGUUUUGGAGCGUAUUAUUUAGUUGGGUUACCUUGUGCCGUAACCUUCACUUUUGUGCUUCAUUUUGGAGGAAAGGGAUUAUGGAUAGGAAUCACAUGUGGAAGCUUUCUACAAACCAUACUGCUUUUACUCAUUACUUUUACCACAAAUUGGGAGGAGCAGGCAAUCAAAGCAAAGCAAAGAAUGAUGUAUACUACUUCAAGUCUCCCUACAAUGAUCACAACUCCCCUUUUAGAGUAAAUUGAACCAAAUCAUACUAAUAUUAAUAAUCUUGUUCGGGUAAUCACCCACAUGUUUACGUAGGGGCUAGCAGAGGUAUGUGUCCUCCUUAUAUGAUCUGUUUUUGUAUUUUAAUAUUAAUUUUGAGUGUUAGAUUACUAUAUGUAUUAAAUAGUGUUGUAUUUUAAACAUAAUAUGAUUGUAAUGUAGUGGUUGUGUCUCAACUCUUACGACCAUUAGGUUGUGUCAGUCGUGUGUUUUGCAAAUUUCAAUAUUUGAAUAUUUUUAGUGUGUUUAUUAUAUAGUGCCCUCUAUGCUUGUAAUUCGUGUGGUGAAAAAAAAAUAUAUUGGAAAAGAACUUAAUAGAGGGGUUAUUUUUCUUUGUUUAUA
Cucumis sativus (cucumber) is the source of this 2065-nucleotide messenger RNA. RefSeq names its product protein DETOXIFICATION 16. Bases 209 to 1696 code for a protein of 495 amino acids. Gene Ontology annotation, molecular function: antiporter activity; xenobiotic transmembrane transporter activity. Gene Ontology annotation, cellular component: membrane. Lineage: Eukaryota; Viridiplantae; Streptophyta; Magnoliopsida; Cucurbitales; Cucurbitaceae. The transcript has 9 exons. Gene Ontology annotation, biological process: xenobiotic detoxification by transmembrane export across the plasma membrane. The record is from RefSeq and is a predicted model, not a curated record.